AUGUCGACGUCAUUAAUUCGUUCGGCGCGAUGUACGGCGGCCGAGAUUCUCUCCAUUUCCUCGCAGAUCAUCCACGCGCUCAGCUCGCUCCUCCUGCUCUUUCGCGCCCUCGUCGCCCUCGCCGCCUGCAGACUCGCCUUGACGUUUCUCUUGCCGCCGCUCCGCGCCGUACAGAGAAUCGUGCGAUUCGUGUGCCUCGUCGAGACCUGGCUCUCGGCCAUUGUACGCGAUAUUGAGUUCUACGGUAAGGCUCGGGAUUUGGAGCACAGGGAGGAGUACACGGAGAAUGCGGCUUAUGCAUGGAGUUGCGAGGGCGUUGAGCAAGUAGGUUGCGACGAAUGGUCGCCAUGGGAUCAACUCAGGCUGUCGUCGUCGUCGCUAGGCGAUAAAUCUUCUCCGGGUAGGUUAUGGGACGAGGAUAACAUGAGGCGAUGGGUUGAGGAGGCGAGAGCUGUUGCGAAGCUCGCCACUGCAGCAGGCGAAGAGGACCUUGUAACAAGAAGAGGAGGCGAAGGGCGGAGCAGGACUAUCGCAGCGGGUACGUCCGGCGAGCUUCACGUGCAAGAAAACGACGCCCUGCGACACGAGCUCCAGCAAGCGCGAGCGACGUGCGACGCUCUACGACAAGAGCUCGAGCAAGAGUGGGUGCUGAGCGACAGUCUGCGACGGGAGCUGGAGCAGGAGCGGGCGGCAGCGGACAGCGCUGCGAUGGCGAGCAUGGAGUCGAUCCGACGGCUGCAAGACGAUAAAGCUGCCGACCAGUUAGCCGCCCGGCAGAGAGAGAGGAUCUUAGUCGAGAAAGCGCGGUACGAGGAGGAGGAGGUAGAGGGUUUAAGGGCGGAGGUGGAGAGGCAAGGCGAGGAGAUUCUUCUGCUGCGCGAACAGAUGGCCGCUGUCGCCGGUUUUCGCUAUGUUACAAGUGAAACAAAUCAUGACUGUGCGGAAACAGAAGGUGACGGAGGUGAUUCAGGAGGAAGAGAGGACGAGAGUUCGGUUAGAGGGGAGGAAGAGGAGGGAUCGGAGAGAGGAGCGCGCAUUCACAACAUUGAAGAAGACCAGGGGAGUCACAGGGAUGGUGGUGCGGGUGGCCCCCGCUGGCUGCAGCAGUGCUUGAAGCUCCGGCGGCGGUGGCGGGGUGACGCUGCUUCCCUGUCAUACGCUCUGGGUGGCCUCCUCAGGCCCUUCCUCCCUGCUGCCAAAGCCGCUGACGCUGGGUUGCUGGCUCCUGUGCUCCGUCCACCGCUCCGUGAACCUGCUGCUGCUGGCAUGGCUUCUGGUUCUGGAGCUGCUGAUGCUGCUGCUGGUGCGUCUUGUGCUGGUUGGGCUGAUGGUGACGCUUUGCAGACUGGGAGCUGUGAACGUGAAGAUGAGGUGGAAGGUGGAGUCUUAGAGAGUUCGGCUGUGGUGGAAGAAUAA
Messenger RNA from Closterium sp. Yama58-4, 1416 nucleotides. The record is from the annotation of a GenBank genome assembly. Lineage: Eukaryota; Viridiplantae; Streptophyta; Zygnematophyceae; Desmidiales; Closteriaceae.